AAGAGGAAGGCGGCAAUCGACAGAAACGUAUAGCUCCUCCUUUACAGAGUCCACACGCACAAAGAUACAGCAAAAGAGCUACCAGACGUCAACAAAUCUCAUUUCAGGGGAAAUUAUAGAAUGGAAACCAGAGAGGUUCUCUCAACCGACAAAGCUACAGUUGUCAUCCAAAUAAAUCCACAGGCAAAUGACAGUGUUAUUUAUGUUGAUGGACAGGAGACAAUAAAACACAAUGCGGCUCUUAAAGGAUUUUUCAAAGCACAACCAAAGGCUCUGGGGAUUGUCCAGAUAAUGAUUGGAGUGACUGUCUUCUUACUUGGGGUUGUACUUACUUGGCGUCUCACCAUCAGUGACUAUUAUCCCAAAAUUGUUGUCAAUAGUGGCAUCACCUACUGGGGAUCUUUCAUUUACGUCAGUGCUGGAUCUCUGUCUGUUGCUGCACAGAAUAAAUUUAAUCCAUGUUUGGUGAAAGCCUCUCUUGGAAUGAAUGUGUUCAGUGCCAUAACAGCAGAACUAGCUAUUCUUCUGAUGGGUGUACAAUUAGGAAUAUCAUUGGAAUAUCCAAGGUUCGAUGUUCAGAGUUUUAUUUUGCGGUCUGUUGGAAUAAUGCUGGUGUUCACUAUACCUCAGUUCAUCACCUCCAUCUGUAUAUCAGCACUUGCCUGCAAAGCCACCUGCAACAUCCAUUCUACAGUGGUCAAUGUGGCACUAAACCAGGUGAAAGCCUCUCAUGGAAUGAAUGUGUUCAGUGCCAUAACUUCAGCAAUAGCCAUUCUUCUGACCGGCAAUGAAAUAAGAAUAGGCCCACUGCACCCUCGAAGCUGCUACAAUAUUCAUGACUGUAUAAAUAUUGAGAGAUUUGGUUUUGGGGUCAUUGGAAUAUUGCUGGUGUUCUCCAUCCUUCAGUUCAUCAUCUCCAUCUGUAUCUCAGCAUUUGCCUGCAAAGCCACCUGCAACAACAACUACGACUCUACAGUGGUCAAUGUGGAACUAGACCAGAGAUACUGA
This is a messenger RNA of Sinocyclocheilus rhinocerous, 1008 nucleotides long. Its product is annotated as membrane-spanning 4-domains subfamily A member 4A-like. Gene Ontology annotation, cellular component: membrane. Bases 121 to 1008 code for a protein of 295 amino acids. The record is from RefSeq and is a predicted model, not a curated record. Lineage: Eukaryota; Metazoa; Chordata; Actinopteri; Cypriniformes; Cyprinidae. The transcript has 9 exons.